Messenger RNA from Boleophthalmus pectinirostris (great blue-spotted mudskipper), 1150 nucleotides. RefSeq names its product PABPN1 like, cytoplasmic (gene pabpn1l). Gene Ontology annotation, molecular function: RNA binding. The transcript has 6 exons. The record is from RefSeq and is a predicted model, not a curated record. Bases 154 to 957 code for a protein of 267 amino acids. NCBI's taxonomy places the organism in Eukaryota, Metazoa, Chordata, Actinopteri, Gobiiformes, Gobiidae.
GUGCGUCAUGCGUCCCAAUCACACAGGUGAUUUCUAUUAGCGUGACUCUCCGCUGGCAGGUGGAGCAGGAGUCCGCAAAGUCUCUUCUGUGGGGGCUGCUCUGUGGCAAACUACUGCAGUUAGCUUUGCAGAUGUGCAGGUUGAGCAGUGAACAUGGCGGAGAACCACAUGGAUCAAGACUACAUGGGGGGCGAUUCUUUCGGAGAGCAUUACGCAGAGGACCCUGAGCUGGCAGCUAUCAAGGCCAGGGUACAUGAGCUGGAGAUGGAGGAAGAAUCAGAGCGCCUCAGAGAGGAAGAGGAGCAGUGUGAUGCUGUAGAUAUGCAGCUCCUGACCAGUAGCCCUCGGCUUGGUGAGCCCAAAGGGCCAUUUUACAACAUGACACCCGAGGAGAGAAUAGAUGCUGACAACAGAUCGGUCUACGUAGGAAAUGUGGACUAUGGUGCUACAGCAGAUGAGUUAGAAAUCCAUUUCAAUGGCUGUGGUCCAGUGAACAGAGUGACCAUCCUUUGUGACAGGUUUUCUGGUCAUCCAAAAGGCUUUGCUUACAUAGAGUUUUCUGAUCGAGAUUCUGUGGAGAGUGCCAUUGGACUGCAUGAGACUUUGUUUAGGGGUCGAGUUCUCAAGGUAUUACCCAAAAGGACAAACAUGCCAGGCAUCAGCACCACUGAUCGCGGUGCCCACCGUGGAGGUCAACCCAGAGGCAGGGCCAGAGGUUUUCGCCCUCCCAGGUACCCCAGCAGCUCUCGGGGCAGAUUCAGAUACCAGACACCCAGACCGCAACAUCAGAACCCACACCCUUACUACGGAGGCCCUCCUGUGGGCAAGAGGCAGUGGGGACAUAUGGAUUAUCAUGAACAGGUGCCAAAACGCUAUCCUUGUCUUCUCCUCAUCACUCCACCAUCAGAAGAAUUGGGCGCUGGAUCAAGUGGACACCACUAUCCACACCAACGUUAAAAUUUAAGAGGCCUGGGCUGAAUGAUGGACUUAAAUAGGCUGACAAAGUUUUGCCUACAAGUUUAAAAGGAAAAAAAACAAAUCUCCUCAAAGGAGUGUGCAUAUUAACAUUAUUGCAUGGACAAUUUGCAUCAAUGUCUUUUUAAAUUGUUAAAGUAUACUUGUAAACAAAUAAAUAUUCCAGUGGUUUUUA